AGAGACAUGGCCAUCAAACUGGAUGUAGAGAGAGGUGAGGUCAGUGUGCAAGAAGAGAUAAGAGCACCACUCAUACCAGAAGAGAAGACACAAGCUGACAAAGUAGAUGCCGAGCCUGAUGCUGAAGAUCAGACCCAAAAAAGCAGCAAAGAGGAUCAAUGGAUGGUCUACCUCACCACGUUCGUUGCAGUUUGUGGUUCGUUUGCAUUUGGAUCCUGUGCCGGUUAUUCAUCACCUGCUCAGUCCGCCGUCAGGGAAGAUCUAAAUCUAUCUAUAGCAGAGUAUUCAUUAUUUGGAUCAAUAUUGACAUUUGGUGCAAUGAUUGGUGCAAUCACAAGCGGGCCUAUAGCUGAUUAUGUUGGUCGCAAAGGGGCACUGAGCAUGUCAAGCGGUUUCUGUGCAGCGGGGUGGCUGGCAAUUUAUUUUGCCAAGGGAGCUCUGGUUCUGGACAUUGGAAGACUUGCCACAGGAUAUGGAAUGGGAGUAUUUUCCUACGUGGUACCUGUGUUCAUAGCUGAAAUUGCGCCAAAAAAUUUACGAGGAGCUUUGACAACCAUAAAUCAGCUCAUGAUUUGUACUGGAGUAUCUGUUGCCUUCAUAAUAGGAACUGUGCUAACAUGGCGGGCUUUAGCAUUAACAGGACUGAUCCCAUGUGUUGUUCUACUUUUGGGUCUGUUUAUUAUUCCAGAAUCCCCCAGAUGGCUGGCAAAGAUAGGAAAACAAAAAGAGUUUGAAGCUGCACUAAAGAGACUCCGUGGCAAGGAUGCUGAUAUAUCUGAUGAAGCAGCUGAAAUCCAAGAUUAUAUAGAAACUCUCCAACAGCUCCCCAAAGCCAGACUACUGGAUUUAUUUCAAAGAAGAUAUUUGCGCUCAGUCAUCAUAGGAGUUGGACUUAUGGUCUUUCAACAAUUUGGAGGAAUCAAUGGAAUCUGUUUCUACACCAGCAGUAUUUUUGAGUCAGCAGGAUUUCCUUCUGAUGUUGGAACUAUAAUCUAUGCAAUUCUUCAGGUUGUAAUUACUGCACUAGGUGCAACCUUAAUAGACAGGGCUGGAAGAAAACCUCUUCUUUUGGUUUCUGCAGCAGGAUUGGUCCUUGGUUGCAUGCUGGCAGGGAUUUCAUUUUAUCUGAAGGCUCAUGGAAUAGCACUCAAUGCAGCACCCGCACUUACUGUAACCGGCAUACUGGUGUACAUAGGAUCCUUUUCAAUAGGAAUGGGAGCAGUUCCAUGGGUUGUAAUGUCUGAGAUAUUUCCUAUCAACGUUAAAGGAGUUGCUGGAAGCCUAGCAACACUAGUGAACUGGUUUGGUGCAUGGGCAUGUUCCUACACUUUCAAUUUUCUCAUGAGCUGGAACUCUUAUGGUACCUUCAUUCUUUAUGCUGCAGUCAAUGGACUUGCUAUUUUGUUCGUGACCCAGGUGGUACCUGAAACAAAAGGGAGAACUUUGGAACAAAUACAGGCUGCGAUUAAUGUUUGAUAAAGAACGUUAAGGCCAUUGAUGCGAGAAUGUUUGUGAUCCCAUUAUCUGAAGCGAUUUAAUGUCUGCAAAAAUCAGUCAAGUCAAAAUUGUUUGUUGAUUCCAUUAUUUUAAUUUAUGUGAAGUGACAAAAUUUACUUCAGUUGCAUGAAUCCCACACUACUAACCGCAGGAAAAAAAUGCCGACACACACAAG
Ilex paraguariensis (yerba mate) is the source of this 1672-nucleotide messenger RNA. NCBI's taxonomy places the organism in Eukaryota, Viridiplantae, Streptophyta, Magnoliopsida, Aquifoliales, Aquifoliaceae. The record is from the annotation of a GenBank genome assembly.